UUUUUUUUUUUUUUUUUUUUUUCUCUUUUUUUUUUUUUUUUUUUUUUUUUUUUUAUAUAUAUAUAUAUACACUCCAUGACAGAGAAUAAUAAUAACUUGUUUCAGUUGGCACAGGUGGUAACCGAGUUACCGCAUCAGCAGCAACCUUCUUCUCCCUUGCCUCAUUCACGUUCUAAUGAAGGUCAUCAUCCUCUCCUUGCAAGAAAGAAUGCAUGUAUUGUGUGUGCAGUUUGUUUUACCUGUUCUGGUUAUUACGGAAGCAAUUGCCAUUGCUUGGAAACGCAACCGCGUCGUGGUAAAAACUUGCCAGAAGGAGGGCUUGAUUCGAGAGCCAAGAAAUUAUCACGUCAAGAUCGAGAUGAUUAUGAAUUUACGUUAAAAUGGUUAGAUGAAUUCACCCACAGUAUUUACAGAGACAGAGAACAGAAUAUCAUCGGCUUGAAUGACUUGACAGAGGUAUCACUUUGUAAGGCACAUUCAAGUACCUUGUAUCGUGCAAAAAAAAGGCAUCAGCGUAACAUGAAUCAAGCUCCGCCUUCUCCCGCUGAUUCCAAUGGCACAAUCAUGGAGGAUUACCCGUUACUUCCACAGCCACAUUUCAGCUCUGGUUACUCUGGUGCAUUGGCUGCCAAAGUACGCGAGAUCUCUUUCCAACAGCAACAGCAACAACAACAACAGCAAAGUUACCCUGUAGAGUCACCUGAUUUUUCAAUGAUGACCACAUCUACAUCAGUGAAAAGAAAAAGAACGGUGACUAAAUUAGAUAAUAAGCCAUCUAGCAGUGCAUCUACACCGUUAUUUACAAAUCAUAUGUCACCUCCACCUUCACUACUGUUGGGUGGCCAUAAUCACCAGCAUAAUCAUCAUCAUCAUAUACAUCAUCCUCAAGAGGGAGUCAAUAACAACAACAACCGGCCCACCAAUAGUUUCUCUUCACAGUUACCCCCACUUCAUCUACGUACACCUUCAUUAUCUUCAUUAUCUUCUACUUUACAACAUCAAUUACAUGUCACACCCACAUUUAAUACCAAUUACAGACAUACACCUGGCGUCAUCGAGACUGUCUCCUUAAAGAGCUCACCUCUGGAAAACAGGAUGGAUUCAAUAUACUACAUUCGUAACCUGGCCAUUACAGAUUCCUAUACAUUUAAAGACCUGUUAUCCGAGAUAGAUUUUGCGGGUCCUCCACCACCUGGUAAACGAGUGGUUAUAUCCGAUGUCAAGCGAGAGAGAAUAUUCCCUUUGGGGCAAGCCAUACGCAGUGUCAUUCGUUACCCAACAGAUUCUCAUGUAGAAUUCUAUCUGGGUCUGGCUGAUAAAGCCUCUAUUGACUGGAGUAAUUACAAAUAGUAUAACUAAAACAAAAAAAAAAAUUUAUAUAUACACCCAUAAAAAUAUCCCUCCCC
Messenger RNA from Mucor mucedo, 1406 nucleotides. RefSeq lists its product as uncharacterized. Bases 76 to 1350 code for a protein of 424 amino acids. The record is from RefSeq and is a predicted model, not a curated record. Lineage: Eukaryota; Fungi; Mucoromycota; Mucoromycetes; Mucorales; Mucoraceae. The transcript has 4 exons.